Penicillium coprophilum is the source of this 1191-nucleotide messenger RNA. RefSeq names its product DUF4050 domain-containing protein. The transcript has a single exon. The record is from RefSeq and is a predicted model, not a curated record. NCBI's taxonomy places the organism in Eukaryota, Fungi, Ascomycota, Eurotiomycetes, Eurotiales, Aspergillaceae. The coding region runs from base 1 to 1191 and encodes 396 amino acids.
AUGAUGGCCACCGGGUCUCGCGAUUCCUCAGUCCGUGAGGCCAAAGUCUUCGUCAAGGAAGUCGUACGCAAUGAUUGGGAUUUUGAAGCCGGUGUCACCUCCCCGUCGUCCGCCGAUGGCACCCUAUGCCACAACCGUGAAGUGUGCGAAUGGCGAGUUCGAGAAUUCGACACCCCAACCUCGGAACUUGAACCACAGAGCUCAGAUAGCGAAGCUGAAUAUGGAGAAUCAGCUGCGGUGAAAUCUACCCCUGGGGAUGCAGGCGUGGAGCGGCGUCGCAAGCGUCGUCGACAGAUAGACGACGAAAUGGCAUGGAACGAUGGGCUACGCGUAUGGAUGGCGAGACGCGAUGCGUGGUGUGGUGCGAAGACUCGUCGGCAGAUUCGGGCAGAGGAGGCAAAGCGUGCGUUGGCUGGUACUCAGAAAGAUACAGCAGAUCAAUCCAAUGGCGUGGGGUUGGGAGAAAAUAAUGCGAAUCCGUCUGGUCAAGGCAGCGAGGGCAUUGGCGCUUCUGAUCUGGCAGCCCGAACCGAGACCUCGCUUUCUGUCGCGGAUCGAGAGAAAAGUGAGGAGCUUCAACAUCGAGCGGAUUUGACCUCGGGACAGCGAGAGGAUCAAGAGGAAGGAUUGUCAACUGCCCCAGACGAGGGCGCUAAAAGAAAGGCCUCGUCAGAGACCAAUAUCACAGUGCCGGAUCAGAAAUUUGCCGCAAUUGUACCCACUCAACCAACCUUACCGGCUGUGGAAGACCAAACAGAAGAGGAAAAGGAGCAAGAAGAACUCGAUGAACCACUUUGUCCCGUUGCUCCUCCUUUUAUUUCAGAUGACAACCCAGUUCGCGCAACAAUCAAUCCCGCAAUCUACCCUUCGAUUUACACCAAGGUUGUCGUGCAAGGCAUGACCCCCACAGUCCCUGUCAACCUCGCCCAUUUGACCAAAGCCAUGGUCCAAGGCUGGAAAGCAGACGGGCAAUGGCCACCAAAGCCCGCCGUGACAUCGAUUGUCCUUGCUGAUGAUGCCUCUGUGCCCAAGAAAAACACAGAUCGUUCUCCCGAGGAAGCGCCACAGGGCAGGAGGAAGAACAGCAUUACCAAUGCUGUGAAGAAAGUUUUCCAUUUCGGGUCGCAUCCAUUCCAUCGCCGCCCUAGCCAGGAUACCGGGAAUGGAGGUGCCACUGGCCCGACGAACUAA